AUGUUACAUCGUGGUAUAAGAACCAAGCACAUUGAUUUCGGUUUCGAAGGGAAAGCACCGGGUUUGCUACUUGUUCCGCGGUGGCUCUACAAGACUGCAACGGCCUGUCUACACACUCUGAAUAUGGCCAGUUUUCCCGCACAUAUGAUACUUGGCAUUGCGGAAGCGGCAAAUUGGGGCACAGAUGGUAAACUCUACAUGACAAACACGGGUUGA
Messenger RNA from Echinostoma caproni, 216 nucleotides. The record is from the annotation of a GenBank genome assembly. Lineage: Eukaryota; Metazoa; Platyhelminthes; Trematoda; Plagiorchiida; Echinostomatidae.